AUGCUUGCAACUUGGUUCCUCGUGCUUGUGGCCUUAGGGCUGGGCUUGGCCAGAGCAGGCCCUGUCCCUAUUUCCACCUCAACCAGGACAGGCUGUGACAUUGGAAAGUUCAAAUCUCUGCCGCCAACGGAAUGGAAAGCCUUCAAGAAAGCCAAAGAUGCCUUGGAAAGUUCACUGAAAACCCGGAGCUGCUGCUUCAGCCCCUUCCCCAGGAACUGGGAACUGACACGGCUGCAAUUAUGGGAGCGCCCUGUGGCCUUGGAGGCUGAGCUGGCCCUGACACUGAAGGUCCUGGAGACCAUGGCUGACUCAUCUCUAGGGGACAUCCUGGACCAGCCCCUUCACACACUGCACCACAUCCACUCUGAGCUCCAGGCCUGUAUCUUACCUCAGCCUGCAACAGACACCAGGCCCCAUGGCCUCCUCUACCACUGGCUACACCGGCUCCAGAAGGCCCCCCAAAAGGUGUCUCAAGAAUGCCUUGAAUGCACUGUCACAUUCAACCUCUUCCGCCUCCUCACACGGGACCUGAAUUGUGUAGCCAAGGGAGAUCUGUGUGUCUGA
Rhinolophus ferrumequinum (greater horseshoe bat) is the source of this 564-nucleotide messenger RNA. RefSeq names its product interferon lambda-1-like. The transcript is spliced from 5 exons. Lineage: Eukaryota; Metazoa; Chordata; Mammalia; Chiroptera; Rhinolophidae. The record is from RefSeq and is a predicted model, not a curated record. Gene Ontology annotation, molecular function: cytokine activity. Gene Ontology annotation, biological process: positive regulation of immune response; cell surface receptor signaling pathway via JAK-STAT; innate immune response. The coding region runs from base 1 to 564 and encodes 187 amino acids.